Linum tenue is the source of this 2523-nucleotide messenger RNA. NCBI's taxonomy places the organism in Eukaryota, Viridiplantae, Streptophyta, Magnoliopsida, Malpighiales, Linaceae. The record is from the annotation of a GenBank genome assembly.
GACGUGUCAGGUGUGGCCGAACACUGCAGAGUUUUUCCGAACUCUCUCUACAAACUCUCUCUCGCUCGCUCACUUACCGAGGGAUAUCGAUUCAGAAAAGAGAGUCGGAAACUUCUACCGGAGCUCUCGCCGUCCCGCCGAAGGGGGAAUUUCCAACCUUCAGAAACGAUGUUCCGAAGGUCGAUUUUGGCAUUGUCGUCUCGUCGAUCAAUUCACCCGAGGCAGAUUACUCCUCCUCGAGUGCCUUCUUUGAGGAAGGGCUUCUCGACGAAACCCCAUCAAAAUGCGCCUCCAAAUACUGGGGCUGCUGGUCAGCCGCCUAAACCGAAGAGUACUUUGCCCAGAGUUAUCUUGGGAACCACUGCUGUUGCUGGUGCUGCUUUUUUGGCGUACCAAUCAGGUUAUUUAGAUCAAUAUAUUGGUGAAAAGGAGCAGGCGGGACACGUAGAAGUGAAAGGAACACAUAUUAGGAAGGAAGUGGUACCCAUUGUUGCUGAAGAGCCGGUAAAAACAGCUGGCGAUGUGGCGGCAUUUGCUCAAAAGGUUAAACCGGAGGAUGAUGUUGCUCGUGUUGAAGAUGGCGAGAAGAUUGAAACUCUGACUUCUGGGAUUGAAGAUGAUAAGAAGGUUGAAAACCUUACAGAUCUUCCUCAACCCGAAUCUAGAAAGAAGAUUGAAGAUCAUGUGGAUCUUGCCCAUGAUAAAGUUGAGCAGAAGGACGAAACUCAAACUGGGAUUCCUCAUCAUGAAGAUGUAAGCAGUACAAUAAGUGAAAUCCCAUCUCAAGCUGCAGAAGCAGCGAAGCCAAUGGCAGAAGAUGAUGCUGCAGUUGCUCCCAAAGAAAAGAAUGAACCACAAUUCUCUGCAGCAAUUAGUCAUGAAACUGUUCCUAGCAUAAAUCCAGAGCCAACAAUUAGUGGGGAGAGGAAUGAGGAAGUUAAAGUUUCAGUAAUGCCGAAAGAGGAUGAUGUAAAGACGGUGCUCUCUGAUCAUCCAGCUGUUGUACAAAAUUCUGAGGCUGAACUAAACAAAGGUGCUGAUGCGUCAAAUCUACUUGACACUUACCAUCUCAAGGAAAAGACUGUAGAAAUGCUGUCAAGUGAGGCUCCAGUGGAAGAGAAAUUGCAGGGUACCGCAGGGGAACUGAGUGAAGGUUAUGUAACAAAAGAUGGAAAGCUGGUUAUGGAUUUUCUUCAAGCCAUUCAUGCUGCUGAAAAGAGGCAAGCUGAGCUAGAUGCCCAAGUUUUUACUCAAGAGAAAAGAGUACUGAAGGAGAAGUAUGAAAAGCAAUUGAGAGAUUCAAGAGCAAGAGAACUUAUGCGCGCAGAAGAGGCUGCAAUAUUGGAUAAGGAAAUCAAAAGAGAGAGGGCAAAAGCAGCAGCUGCAGUCAGGUCAGUUGAAGAGAAAAUGGAAGAGAAACUCAAGAGGGAACUUGAGCAAAAGGAAGCUGAAGCAGAAGCCGAGGUGAAAAGGAUCCAGGAGUUGGCAAAAGCAGAAUUGGCUGCAGCAAUUGCAAGUGAGAAGGCUACACAAAUUGAAAAAAUUGCGGAGGCUAAUCUUAAUAUAGAUGCCUUAUGCAUGGCGUUCUUUGCACGAUCAGAAGAGGCCCGCCAGAUUCACUCUGUUCACAAGCUAGCGUUGGGUGCACUUGCUUUAGAAGACGCUCUUUCCCAAGGUCUUCCGAUCCAGAAAGAACUAGAAGAUUUAAGUGCCUAUCUGGAAAGCACUGAUAAGGAUUCGCUGGUUCAGCUGGUCCUAUCAACUCUUCCUGAAGAAACACGCCAAUCCGGCACAGACACUGUGUUGCAGUUGAAUCAAAAGGCAUAUCUCUUUUUCAUUCUACAGUUCAACGCCCUGAAAGGUACGCUCCGGCAUCACAUUCUCAUCCCUCCAGGUGGCGGUGGCAUCUUAGCACACGCUAUGGCCCAGAUAGCAUCUUGGUUGAGGUUGAAGGAAGUGGAUCCAUCUGGAGAUGGGAUCGAAUCCGUAAUCAGUAGAGUUCAAACUCUCUUAUCCGAAGGGAAGCUUGCUGAAGCAGCGGAUGUUCUUCAAGACGGCGUGAGAGGGAGCCAAGCCGAGCAGAUGGCAGGUGAUUGGGUGAGGCGUGCUAAGAACAGAGCCAUCACCGAACAAGCUUUGACCGUGCUUCAAUCCUAUGCCACCUGCAUCAGUCUCACUCGAUCGUAAGGUCUGUCCGAAGAUGUGAUCUUGUUUUUGCGAAUACACUUAGAUGUUAAGCCAAUAGACAUUUGGCAACUCACGAAAUUGUGUAGAGUAAUACCAAUUACAUGCCCCCUAGAGGAUACCCGGCAAUAAAGAUUCUGUGUUGAUGUUUUGAGGUGGGGAAAUUUUGCCUCUGAAUAGGACUGGACUAGAGUCGUAUGAGCCUGUUUUAGUACGGGAAUGGCCUGUAAUGAUCCUACCAUGUAGCACAUGUUAUGAUCUGGCUAGAGUUGUUUUGUUUGCUAAUGGAGGUGGUGAAAAUGGUGUUUGUAAAAUCAUAUCGUAUCGUUCAAGUUGCCC